Molecule: messenger RNA, 866 nt
Organism: Pseudovirgaria hyperparasitica
Lineage: Eukaryota; Fungi; Ascomycota; Dothideomycetes; Acrospermales; Acrospermaceae
Exons: 2
Coding region: 381-833 (150 amino acids)
Source: RefSeq, a predicted model, not a curated record
CCGAGGCAACCCUAACCAGCACCACCAACACGACCAAGGACACCGGUGAUGUUCGGGCUUGGUAUCAGAAACAUACUUUACACCGCAUCUUGCAAGCGUAGACUUGCUCGAUUAAAGAGACAUGCUGAAGGCACGGCUACGCCCAGGCCUGGACGAUGAGAUUGGGCCCGGACAGGGCGGCUCCGUCUCAUGAUACUUUGUAUUUGUACGCUCCGCACUCAGGCGAGCCUCGAGACCGUCUCAGACCGCACAUGCAUCAUCAGCUCGGCGUCCGGCAUUGUCUACAUGAUCGUACACCCUCCUCGAUUACUCAUUCCGAAUGACGUUGGGGCCUCGAACUAAUUUCUUAUGUUGCUCAUCCUUACUCUUUAUACCAUGACAUGCAGCGAGCCAGUCUUCAGACUCACUACUGUGUUCUGAUUGCUCAUCAUCAUCGUCAUCAUCAUCAUCGUAUCCUAUCGCUCCCCUCUUCCAUUUGUUGUCGACACAUGGGCGCUCUGGCUUCGAGUCGCCCGAUCUCAUACAUCAAACCAUCAUCAUAUCAUCAUUGUCAUGAUCGCUACCAUCAUCAUCGCCAGUCUCUCGCAACAUUGGCGCGAGGUGUCUUUUUGGGGGGGUUUUGGCGCAAGGAGGGACGAAUGGAACCUGCAUGGUUUGCUUCUUUGUUUUGUCUGGUUCGACGCCACGUUUCUAUUCUAUUCGAUUCGAUUCUAUCACAUCUUUAUGGAUCUUUGCCAAUCCAUUUUCUUGUUUUUUUGUUAAGGUUAGGGAUAGGGAUAGGGAUAGGGUUGAGGAAUAUUCCGAUAAUGGGCCCUCAUACCAUGAUUUAUUGAUGGAUGGAUGGAUGGAUGGAUGGAUGGAUGGAU